This is a messenger RNA of Fraxinus pennsylvanica, 855 nucleotides long. NCBI's taxonomy places the organism in Eukaryota, Viridiplantae, Streptophyta, Magnoliopsida, Lamiales, Oleaceae. The record is from the annotation of a GenBank genome assembly.
AUGAUGAAGACAUUAAUAGCCUUGUCAAGUGGAAAUCUUGAAAUGCAAAUAAAGAGAAAGACAUACAGAAAUUCUAUAGAAAGGCAAAGAAAGUUCGCACAAAUCGAAGAUAAUUCCAUAAUUCUACUGAUUUUAGCACUCAUGGCAACCUCAGCUAGUCACCUGAUUCGGAAUCAGAAUCUCAAUAUCUCCUCUAAUGGUGCUACUCUCGGGGGUAAGACUGAUGUCAUCAAGGGAGAUAAGAAAGGAGGGCUUGGUGCAAGAAAAGCUCUUAAUGACAUAUCAAACUCAAGAAAUGCUACCAUGAUCCAAACGAAGAGAGACCUCAGUGUUUCUAAAACCAAGUCUGUUGUUGGGGGGAAAGCAGGUGGUAGGAAAGCACUCAGUGACCUUUCAAACUCUGUGAAGCCACCAUCCUUGCAGGUGGUUCCAAAGAAGGGUCAAAAGUUGAAUCCCAUCGCUGAGGAAAAUGUUCCCGUUUGCAUUGAGGAGGAGGGAUUUCUGCACAAUCAUCACGAGUGCAUCAAAAUCCAGGGAAAGGCCAUGGAUGUGGAUUAUUUUCUGAAGUCAGUCAUCGGACUAGAUAAUGAUAUUCCUAUGAGGCCAUCAUCUCCAAGGGCAUUUGUAUCGUCGUCUAAGCCAAAGCUUGAGAGUCCUGUGGAGCACAUGGAAAUGGAGAUACCGGAGCUUCUAUUUGAAGAUCAAGUUUCUAGUUGCCGGAAAACCAAUAUUCCUGGCCAUUCUUCACUUUCUUGGGGAUCUCCCAAAUCACCAAAACUACCAUUUACGGACUGGAUGAACGAUAGUUUUUCUGAUUUCAUGUUGAUGGAGUCUCCAAAACUGCUGAAUCCUUGA